This is a messenger RNA of Pelobates cultripes (western spadefoot toad), 2512 nucleotides long. Lineage: Eukaryota; Metazoa; Chordata; Amphibia; Anura; Pelobatidae. The record is from the annotation of a GenBank genome assembly.
AUGAUCACUAACAGUAAGACCGUGCCUUCUACUGGCACAAUGAUCACUAACAGUAAGACUGGGUCUUCUACUGGUACAGGGGUAACUAACAGUAAGACUGUGCCUUCUACUGGCACAAUGAUCACUAACAGUAAGACCGUGCCUUCUACUGGCACAAUGAUCACUAACAGUAAGACUGGGUCUUCUACUGGUACAGGGGUCACUAACAGUAAGACUUUGCCUUCUAGCGACACAGGGACCACUAACAGUAAGACUGUGCCUUCUACGGGCAUAAUGAUCACUAACAGUAAUACAGUGCUGUCUUCUGGGACAAGAGCCACUAGUCAAUCAGGACCAAACAGUAAGAUAGUACCUUCAUCCAGUACAGGAAGCACUAAUCAGUCCAAACCAACCAGUAAAACAGUGUCCUUUCCUAGCACAGGAACCAUUAGUCAUUCAGUAACAAACAGUAAGACAACGAUUUCUUCAGAUUUGAUCAUCACCAGUCAUCUCAUACCAAACAACAACAUUAUGUCUUCAUCCAGUACAAAGUCCACUAGUAGCUCAGCAUCAAAGAGUAACACAUCACCUCCCUCUGGAACUGCGACCUCUAGCAAUGCAGUAAAAAAUACUACAAAUCCUUCUUCCAUAACUGAAUAUUUGGUAUCAAGCAGUAAACCAGUGUCAUCUCAAAAUGCUGGAAUCACCUCUCAAUCAUCAUCGUCAAGGUAUGUAUCUUCUUCUCUUCUCGUACAUGUUUUUCCCUGUGCCAUGCACAAAACAGUUGUUUGCUUUCUUUUUCCCCAGUGCUGGAGCAGCAUCAUUUGUUAGCAAACCAAUAUCUUCUGUUACUGUUCAACUAUCAACCAGUAAAACUGUGCCAUCAUCCGGGAGCCUUCCAACUAUUGUUCAGUCUUCAACAAAAAGGACUUCUAUAAUGCAGACCAUUGAGACAUCAGUACAGAUCAGUAAGCCAGCCACUAGUCCAACUGAAUCUACUAAAGGUGAGACAGAGUUACAGGCAAAAAAAACAGAUCAAAUGAGAGGCAGACAGAGAGAUCAUUAGGCAAUUAUACAGUUCAUUGAACUACAAUGUGUAAAAGGCUGACAAAUAGAUCAUGAGACAGAAACACCAUGACAUAUCACAGCUCAAGAUAGACAUAUUAUUAUUAAACACACAUAGAGAUGGAUGGAAGAGAUGGAUGGAUGGAUAGAGAGAGAUGCAAGUAAGUCAAUCAUGAUUCAGAGAGAACACAGACAGACAGAUUGUGAGCAAGGCAGACAGGCUGACAAAUAGACCAUGAGACAGAAACACCAUGACAUAUCACAGCUCAAGAUAGACAUAUUAUUAUUAAACACACAUGGAGAUGGAUGGAAGAGAUGGAUGGAUGGAUAGAGAGAGAUGCAAGUAAGUCAAUCAUGAUUCAGAGAGAACACAGACAGACAGAUUGUGAGCAAGGCAGACAGGCUGACAAAUAGACCAUGAGACAGAAACACCAUGACAUAUCACAGCUCAAGAUAGACAUAUUAUUAUUAAACACACAUGGAGAUGGAUGGAAGAGAUGGAUGGAUGGAUAGAGAGAGAUGCAAGUAAGUCAAUCAUGAUUCAGAGAGAACACAGACAGACAGAUUGUGAGCAAGGCAGACAGGCUGACAAAUAGACCAUGAGACAGAAACACCAUGACAUAUCACAGCUCAAGAUAGACAUAUUAUUAUUAAACACACAUGGAGAUGGAUGGAAGAGAUGGAUGGAUGGAUAGAGAGAGAUGCAAGUAAGUCAAUCAUGAUUCAGAGAGAACACAGACAGACAGAUUGUGAGCAAGGCAGACAGGCUGACAAAUAGACCAUGAGACAGAAACACCAUGACAUAUCACAGCUCAAGAUAGACAUAUUAUUAUUAAACACACAUGGAGAUGGAUGGAAGAGAUGGAUGGAUGGAUAGAGAGAGAUGCAAGUAAGUCAAUCAUGAUUCAGAGAGAACACAGACAGACAGAUUGUGAGCAAGGCAGACAGGCUGACAAAUAGACCAUGAGACAGAAACACCAUGACAUAUCACAGCUCAAGAUAGACAUAUUAUUAUUAAACACACAUGGAGAUGGAUGGAAGAGAUGGAUGGAUGGAUAGAGAGAGAUGCAAGUAAGUCAAUCAUGAUUCAGAGAGAACACAGACAGACAGAUUGUGAGCAAGGCAGACAGGCUGACAAAUAGACCAUGAGACAGAAACACCAUGACAUAUCACAGCUCAAGAUAGACAUAUUAUUAUUAAACACACAUGGAGAUGGAUGGAAGAGAUGGAUGGAUGGAUAGAGAAAGAGAGAGAAAGAAAGAGAUGAAAGUAAACAAAUCAUGAUUCAGCGCGAACACAGACAGACAGAUUGUGAGCAAGGCAGCAGACAGACAAAUAGAACGAAUGUUUUAGAUAUAUAGAUAAAAUUGACAACUCAUUUUUCUUCACAGGACCUUCAAAUUCUUCUUUUCAUCCAACAAUCUCCUUCGCUCUGGUUUUUCUGACACUAGUUUUGGGUGUCCUCUGA